Microthlaspi erraticum is the source of this 2934-nucleotide messenger RNA. The record is from the annotation of a GenBank genome assembly. NCBI's taxonomy places the organism in Eukaryota, Viridiplantae, Streptophyta, Magnoliopsida, Brassicales, Brassicaceae.
AUGAUCUCGGCGAAAAACGGAGCUGCGAUGAUCUCUCGGCCUGUGUUCCUUUCGGAUCGAGUUGAUGAAGUUUUCUCCAGAAAGCUUGAUUUGUCGGCUUCUUCUUCUUCGUCCUCUUCAACUCUCCAGCACUUCAAUAAGUCUCAUGAAGCUGAUGAUGACGCACGCUUGUCUCUUGCUCAUCAACUGUACAAAGCAGGCGAAUUCAAGCAAGCCCUGGAGCACAGCAACAUGGUUUACCAGAGAAACCCAUUACGCACUGAUAAUCUUCUUCUUAUUGGUGCUAUUUAUUACCAGCUCCAAGAUUAUGAUAUGUGCAUUGCUAGAAAUGAAGAAGCUCUUCGUAUUCAACCUCAGUUUGCCGAGUGUUAUGGAAACAUGGCAAACGCAUGGAAGGAAAAAGGAGACACUGAUCGUGCAAUCCGCUACUACUUGAUUGCUAUUGAGUUGAGGCCCAACUUUGCCGAUGCUUGGUCGAAUCUGGCUAGUGCAUACAUGCGAAAGGGAAGACUCAGUGAGGCAACACAAUGCUGUCAGCAAGCCCUCUCAUUGAAUCCGCUUCUGGUUGAUGCACAUAGUAAUCUGGGGAAUCUAAUGAAGGCUCAAGGAUUGAUUCAGGAAGCAUACAGUUGUUACCUUGAAGCUGUUCGCAUACAACCAACGUUUGCUAUUGCGUGGUCUAAUCUUGCUGGUCUUUUCAUGGAGUCAGGUGAUCUCAAUAGAGCCCUUCAAUACUACAAGGAAGCUGUGAAGUUGAAACCUGCAUUCCCUGAUGCAUAUUUAAAUCUUGGAAAUGUGUACAAGGCUCUGGGGAGACCUACAGAGGCAAUCAUGUGUUAUCAGCAUGCCUUACAGAUGCGGCCAAAUUGUGCGGUGGCAUUCGGAAAUAUAGCCAGUAUAUACUAUGAGCAAGGUCAGCUAGAUUUAGCAAUUCGACACUACAAGCAGGCUCUCUCCCGAGAUCCACGUUUUUUAGAGGCUUACAACAAUUUGGGUAAUGCGUUGAAGGACAUCGGUCGAGUAGAUGAAGCAAUUCGGUGUUAUAAUCAAUGUCUUGCUUUACAACCAAAUCAUCCACAAGCAAUGGCCAACCUUGGAAAUAUAUAUAUGGAGUGGAACAUGAUGGGUCCUGCUUCCUCAUUAUUCAAGGCUACUUUGGCUGUAACGACAGGGCUAUCUGCUCCUUUCAAUAACCUUGCAGUGAUCUAUAAACAACAGGGAAAUUACACGGAUGCUAUAUCCUGCUAUAAUGAGGUUCUUCGUAUUGACCCGUUGGCUGCUGAUGCUCUUGUUAAUCGAGGCAAUACUUACAAAGAGAUCGGGAGGGUAACUGAAGCCAUUCAGGAUUACAUGCAUGCUAUUAAUUUCCGGCCUACAAUGGCUGAAGCUCAUGCAAACCUGGCCUCAGCUUACAAGGAUAGUGGGCAUGUGGAAGCCGCCAUAACGAGCUAUAAGCAGGCUUUGCUAUUACGACCAGACUUCCCAGAAGCAACUUGCAACCUUCUGCACACCUUGCAGUGUGUCUGCUGUUGGGAGGACCGCAGCAAAAUGUUCUCUGAAGUUGAAGGCAUUAUUAGGAGGCAAAUAAAUAUGUCGGUCCUUCCAAGUGUCCAGCCCUUCCAUGCAAUAGCAUAUCCUAUCGAUCCUAUUCUUGCCCUUGAAAUCAGUCGUAAAUAUGCUGCACACUGCUCUAUCAUUGCUUCCCGUUUUGGACUACCUCCUUUUAACCAUCCAGCUGGGCUCCCUGUAAAACGUGAGGGAGGAUAUAAGAGAUUAAGGAUUGGAUAUGUGAGCAGUGAUUUUGGUAAUCAUCCAUUGUCACACCUCAUGGGAUCAGUGUUUGGGAUGCACAACAGAGAAAACGUUGAGGUGUUCUGCUAUGCAUUGAGUCCAAAUGACGGUACUGAGUGGAGACAGCGUACUCAGUCAGAAGCUGAGCAUUUCCUGGAUGUUUCUGCCAUGUCGUCCGAUGCUAUCGCCAAGACUAUAAAUGAAGACAAAAUCCAGAUCCUCAUCAAUCUAAAUGGUUACACCAAGGGAGCCAGGAAUGAAAUAUUUGCUAUGCAGCCUGCACCUAUCCAGGUUUCGUAUAUGGGCUUCCCGGGUACUACUGGGGCAACCUACAUCGACUAUUUAGUUACUGAUGAGUUCGUGUCUCCUCUGCAAUAUGCACAUAUUUACUCAGAGAAGCUUGUCCAUCUUCCCCACUGCUACUUUGUCAAUGAUUACAAGCAGAAAAAUCAGGAUGUGUUGGAUCCAAGUUCUAAGCCCAAGCGAUCUGACUAUGGACUUCCUGAAGACAAAUUCAUAUUUGCAUGCUUCAACCAACUGUACAAAAUGGAUCCUGAGAUCGUCAAUACUUGGUGCAACGUUCUUAAAAGAGUACCCAACAGUGCUCUUUGGCUUCUCCGUUUCCCUGCAGCUGGAGAGAUGAGGUUUCGAGCAUAUGCUGCUGCCCAAGGUGUGCAGCCUGAUCAGAUCAUCUUCACUGAUGUUGCCAUGAAGAAUGAACAUAUAAGACGAAGUGUCCUUGCAGAUGUAAUCCUCGACACGCCUCUGUGUAACGGACACACUACAGGAACAGAUGUGCUGUGGGCUGGUGUGCCAAUGAUAACACUACCGCUAGAGAAAAUGGCAACUCGAGUGGCUGGAUCACUCUGCCUGGCAACUGGUCUGGGACAUGAGAUGAUUGUUAACAGCUUGGAGGAAUACGAAGAGAAGGCAGUCUCUUUGGCGCUGAACAAGCCAAAACUUGAGGCACUGACCAAGGAAUUGAAAGCUAGCCGCUUAACCUGUCCUCUAUUCGACACCAUGCGCUGGGUGAAGAAUCUAGAGAGGUCAUACUUCAAAAUGUGGAACCUCCAUUGCUCUGGGAAGCAGCCUCAACACUUCAAAGUUAUUGAAAACGACCUCGAAUUCCCACAUGACAGAUAA